Molecule: messenger RNA, 915 nt
Organism: Geodia barretti
Lineage: Eukaryota; Metazoa; Porifera; Demospongiae; Tetractinellida; Geodiidae
Source: the annotation of a GenBank genome assembly
AUGGAGAAUUAUAGUCGCUUUACGGACCCGAAAUUAUCUGCCAUUUAUGAAAAAGUCAAGGCAGAACAACGACUCUCCUUUGAAGAGGGGGUCGUGCUUUAUGAAAGCCCGGAUAUUACAGGGGUUGGAUUUAUAGCGAAUCAUGCCCGUGAACGUCUAAAUGGAAACGUCGCUUACUAUAACAUCAACCAGCAUAUUGAUUAUUCAAAUGUCUGUAUUCUACACGCUCGGUGCCAUUUUUGUGCUUUUGCCCGAAAGAAUAUGCAAACGGAAGGGGCAUGGGAAAUGAGUGUUGAUGAAUUCUUGGACAAGGCGAUGUAUUCUAUAGAGCACGGAUGCACUGAGAUUCAUAGUGUGGGUGGAUUACACCCUAAAUUGCCUUUCGAUUACUACUUAGACAUCAUCCGCGGGCUCAAGGAACGGAUGCCACAAGUACACCUCAAAUUCUUCACUGCUGUUGAAAUUCAUCACUUUUCGCGUAUCUUUAAAAUGUCGAUGGAAGAAGUUUUGACGGAAUUACGGGAGGCGGGUUUGGAUUCGUUACCCGGGGGUGGUGCUGAAGUAUUUGCGGAAGAAACGCGCGAGAAGAUUUGCCCGGGAAAACUGAGUGCAGAAGGAUGGCUGGAGGUUCACGACAUCGCACAUCGUCUCGGUAUUCCGACGAAUGCAACGAUGCUUUACGGGCACCUUGAGACAAACGCGGAUAGAGUAGAUCAUUUCAUUCGGUUGCGGGAGCAACAGGAUAAAUCCGGUGGUUUCGCGACGUUCAUCCCACUUGCGUUUCAUCCCGCCAACACUCGCAUGGCGUAUCUACCCUCAACGACGGGUUUGACCGAUCUUCGAAACAUCGCCGUUGCACGCUUGAUGCUCGAUAACCUACCACACAUUAAAGUUUACUGGAUUAUGACCGGUUGA